CCAUCUCUGUUGGUUGCUUCUACAGGCUCCAUGUCAGACCCGGUUUGGAGCACAAAUCUGAAGACCACGUAGGAAGGUUAUUUUCUCCGUGGUCAUGAGUGGAAGCAAUGGGCCGACUGACACCCAUACCUAUCAAUCCUUAGCCGAGGAUUGCCCCUUUGGCUCUGUGGAGCAACCCAAGAGAUCCACGGGGAGACUCGUCAUGCACAGCAUGGCCAUGUUUGGCCGAGAGUUUUGCUAUGCGGUGGAGGCAGCUUAUGUGACUCCAGUUCUGCUCAGCGUGGGCCUGCCUAAGAGCCUGUACAGCAUGGUGUGGCUCCUAAGCCCCAUCUUGGGAUUCUUGCUCCAGCCUGUGGUGGGAUCAGCCAGUGAUCACUGCAGGGCCCGGUGGGGUCGCCGGAGACCCUACAUCCUGACUCUGGCCAUUAUGAUGCUCUUGGGAAUGGCUCUGUACCUCAAUGGAGAUGCGGUCGUAUCAGCUUUGGUUGCUAACCCAAGGCAGAAGCUGAUCUGGGCCAUAAGCAUCACCAUGGUAGGUGUGGUUCUCUUUGAUUUUUCUGCUGACUUCAUUGACGGGCCCAUCAAAGCCUACUUAUUUGAUGUCUGCUCCCACCAGGACAAGGAGAAGGGCCUCCACUACCAUGCCCUCUUCACAGGUUUUGGAGGUGCCCUUGGCUACAUUUUGGGUGCCAUAGACUGGGUGCAUCUAGAUCUGGGAAGGCUGCUGGGCACAGAAUUCCAAGUCAUGUUCUUCUUCUCCGCCCUGGUUCUCAUCUUGUGCUUCAUCACACACCUGUGCAGUAUCCCUGAAGCUCCACUCAGAGAUGGUGCAACUGACCCUCCCUCACAGCAGGACCCUCAGGGCUCCUCACUGUCAGCCAAUGGGACACAUGAAUACGGCUCUAUUGAGAAAGUUAAAAAUGGAGGUGCAGACACAGAGCAGCCAGUACAGGAAUGGAAAAACAAAAAGCCUUCGGGCCAGAGUCAGAGGACAAUGUCGAUGAAGUCACUCCUUCGGGCAUUAGUGAACAUGCCUUCCCAUUAUCGCUGCCUUUGCGUCAGCCACCUGAUUGGAUGGACUGCCUUCCUGUCAAACAUGCUCUUCUUCACAGAUUUCAUGGGACAGAUUGUAUACCAUGGGGAUCCCUACGGUGCACACAACUCCACGGAGUUUCUCAUCUAUGAAAGAGGAGUUGAGGUCGGAUGUUGGGGCUUGUGCAUCAACUCUGUGUUUUCUUCAGUUUAUUCAUACUUUCAGAAAGCUAUGGUCUCCUACAUUGGAUUAAAAGGCCUUUAUUUCAUGGGAUAUUUGCUCUUUGGCCUGGGAACAGGAUUCAUAGGACUCUUUCCAAAUGUGUACUCUACCCUGGUCCUCUGUUCUAUGUUUGGUGUAAUGUCCAGCACAUUGUACACUGUGCCCUUUAACCUCAUUGCUGAGUACCACCGUGAAGAGGAGAAAGAGAAGGGGCAGGAAGCUCCAGGAGGCCCUGACAACCAGGGGAGAGGCAAAGGCGUGGACUGCGCGGCUCUCACCUGCAUGGUACAGCUGGCUCAGAUCUUGGUUGGCGGUGGCCUGGGCUUCCUGGUCAACAUGGCUGGGAGUGUCGUCGUCGUGGUGAUCACAGCCUCUGCGGUGGCCCUGAUAGGCUGUUGCUUUGUGGCGCUCUUCGUAAGAUAUGUAGAUUAGGUUCAUAAAAAGACAUCCACCAAACCUCAGACAAAAGAAGCCUAUGGCAAGAAACCGCUCUUUUCUCGGACUCUUCCGUGUUGUUGGGGAUUGUAUGCCUCAUGCUGGCACUGCGCCUUGCACGUACACGUGGGGAAGGUGUGGUAGGAUUGCCCGCUCCUCUGCAUCUUCCUUACUGCCACGCAACGCAGGAUGAGAGAGUCAAAUUCUGCUUCUCAGGAGAAUCUCAAGUCUUCAUCAUGUCUUAAGAACAAAUGCAUCUUACCUGUAAUGCUUAUAAGUAAAUUUUAAAAGUCAAUUCAUAUACCACUGGGAAAUCACACAUUUCAUCAAAUUCAGAAGCACUUAAAAUAUGACCGAGUGUUUCCUUUA
Messenger RNA from Mus caroli (Ryukyu mouse), 2059 nucleotides. RefSeq names its product solute carrier family 45 member 2 (gene Slc45a2). Gene Ontology annotation, cellular component: membrane. Gene Ontology annotation, molecular function: sucrose:proton symporter activity. NCBI's taxonomy places the organism in Eukaryota, Metazoa, Chordata, Mammalia, Rodentia, Muridae. The record is from RefSeq and is a predicted model, not a curated record. Gene Ontology annotation, biological process: transmembrane transport.